AUGUAUGCAGAUUCAUUUUUGACAACCAAAUGCACUAGUUUCAGUUUGACAUAGUAUAAAUUAAGAUCUCGUUCAAUUUAAACUAAAUCAUUAGAUAACAAAACUUAACCUAGUCAAAAAGAUCUAUUAGAGAAAUAAAAAUUAUAACGAAAAAGUGUGCAUAUAACCUCAUAAUAGUAAUAGAAUGUUAAUUUUGGUUAAUUAUUUACAAAACAAAUAGUUGAAUAAUUGAUGUGGAGAUAAUCAGAACUUUAUAUGAAUUGUAAUAACAUUUGAUCUAUUUAAGAAUUCAAAAUACAAUUAAGUUAUAUUGUUGACUGUGGAAACUUAUAAUAAUUUGGAGCCAUAAUUUGUAUGACAGCAGACAUUUUACUGAAAAUCAAAGAUUUUAACAAUGCUUGUUAUUAUUACAAUUAAUAUGUAUUGAACUUAUAUAAUUUGAGAGAGUUUUGAAUACAAUAACUAAAAAUCAUGCUGAAAAAGCAAAAGCAUUGAUUGGCUUGGCUAAUUGUGCAUAAGAAGUUAAAAUGAAUAGAGAGGCCUUAAAAUUAUUGAAAAAAGCGUUGCAAUAUGCUUGGUUAAGUAAUGAAUAUGAACUAAAAAUAUAUGAAAAACUAGCUCUAAAUUAUUAUUACUUAGGAUAAAGUGAGGAAUAAUAUUAUUUUCACUAAAGAGGUUUAUUAGGCAUUUUUGAAUCUGAUGAUUCGCCUAUAAAACAGUUUAGCUGUGAGUCUUUAAGAGAGGAAUUAAAAAAGAAUUGUUUUGAAAUAAAGACUCUUUGUCCAUAAUUGUUAAAUUUUAUGAAUUUACCAAUUUUAAGUAGAAAUGAAUUACUUAGUAGAAAUCCAAAUUCUAUAAGAGGAGUUUAAGUGAAAAAGUAAGUUAUCUACUAGGCGACAGAAUAGAUAGAAAUUAUAUUAUAGAAAAAUGAAGAGUUUUAACAUUAGAUAAAUACUCCUAAGUAUUAAAAGUUAGUUAGAAAUUAAAAUAUGAAAAAAGGAGAAGAAUUCAGAGUUGUAAAAUCCUCAUUAUCAGCAUAUUCUAAAGAAAGGAGAAUAUAUGAUUUAAAUGAUACUUCUAUUUAUAAAUUGCCUUAUGAAGUUUAAGUGAACAAUCGUAUUUAGUAUCCAUAUAUUCAGCAGGAUAUUAAUGCAAAAUUACGUGAACAAUUAAGGAAUACAAAUAGGACACAUCAAUUUGGAUUAAGAAAUAAGGUGAUACUUAACCACUAAAAUAAAGAAGACAUACAUUAUAGAAAAAAUGGAGCCUGUUUUUAAAGAUAAUUAUUUACUAUAUUUUCAUAAUAUUCUCAAUUAUUUAAUUGA
Molecule: messenger RNA, 1325 nt
Organism: Paramecium sonneborni
Lineage: Eukaryota; Ciliophora; Oligohymenophorea; Peniculida; Parameciidae
Source: the annotation of a GenBank genome assembly